UCUCUAUUCUGCACCAUGAAGGGCUUUCACAUCGUGGUGCUGCUGUCCUCGGCCGUGCUGCUGGUCAGCGCUGCUCCGGCUAUGGAGCUGGUGACAUGCAGCGAGGAGAGUGGAGCUGCGGCUGCACAGCUGGCUAUGCAUCGCAUCAACGAGAACCAUCGCCACGGCUACAAGUUCAGACUCCAAGAGAUCCAAGGCAACAAAGUCGAAAAGGCGGACGACGGCUGUAACCUUGAGCUGCAGUUGAACCUUCAGGAGACGGUGUGCCACGUCGUCAACCCCAAACACUUUGAGGACUGUCAGAUCCGUGGAGAGGCUGAGCGGGCGGUGACGGCUAACUGCACCGUAAAGAUGAGCGUUAAAAAUAAUGACGCCAAUGUCACCAAGUAUGAGUGUGACACGCGACAAGGGAUUAAAACCGACCUGGACGUUCCCGUGCUGGUCCCACUGAACAGCACUGAAGGUCUCAAGUCUAUUAAUGAAGCUGAGAGCAAGUUCAACCAGAACGCCACCAACCAGCACCACUACAUCCUGAAGGAAGUGGGACGGAUCAGACUUGGGUCUGGGAAGGACUACUAUGCUGAGUUUGCCCUUGUGGAGACUCAUUGUCCAAUGGGAAGCAGAAUCAAUCCUGAGGCAUGCAAACCCCUCUGCCCCGACAGAGCUCAUCAUGCUUUCUGCAAGUCAACUUACUUCAGGCAAACCGGCCUCCAGUCAGUCGAGUGUGAAUUCUAUCCCCCAUCGAACACGACUGCCCUUGGCCCUGGUGAGCAAGAGCCCGUAUGCAGGCAUUAUCCUCCCCAUGCAGGCGGUGGCAGACAUCACUUUGGUCCCCAUGCUGGCGAUGGCCAUGGUGGCCGCCAUCAUGACAGCGAUGGCCGUGGUGGCCGCCAUCAUGACAGCGAUGGCCAACGUGGCCGCCAUCAUGACAGCGAUGGCCGCCAUCAUGACAGCGAUGGCCAACGUGGCCGCCAUCAUGACAACAAUGGCCAACGUGGCCGCCAUCAUGACAGCGAUGGCCAACGUGGCCGCCAUCAUGACAGCGAUGGCCACCGUGGCCGCCAUCAUUCCGGCGAUGGCCAUCCUGACCAAGAAAAGCAGCAUCAUAGGCCCCCAUUCGGUUCCAAACACCAAUUCCAUGCCUGGCAUCGCUUCCAUCGCUGCCAUGGAUCGGACCCAGCUCUCCACCACAUUUGCCCCUGGCCUCGUACUUGGCGCCGCCCCAGCCCCAGAGACGAGGACUGAGAUACACCACACAACGCUUAAGCAACCAUAACUGUUUGAAAAGUUCUGUAACAGUCUCUAAAGUAUACGAGAAAUAGAACAUAUUACUAAACAUGUCAAAUAAACAGUCAUGGUGUAAA
Perca fluviatilis (European perch) is the source of this 1364-nucleotide messenger RNA. Its product is annotated as antihemorrhagic factor cHLP-B-like. The coding region runs from base 16 to 1245 and encodes 409 amino acids. Gene Ontology annotation, biological process: negative regulation of endopeptidase activity. Gene Ontology annotation, molecular function: cysteine-type endopeptidase inhibitor activity. Gene Ontology annotation, cellular component: extracellular region. The record is from RefSeq and is a predicted model, not a curated record. Lineage: Eukaryota; Metazoa; Chordata; Actinopteri; Perciformes; Percidae. The transcript has 8 exons.